Molecule: messenger RNA, 1739 nt
Organism: Tarenaya hassleriana
Lineage: Eukaryota; Viridiplantae; Streptophyta; Magnoliopsida; Brassicales; Cleomaceae
Product: protein ABHD17B-like
Exons: 6
Coding region: 414-1433 (339 amino acids)
Source: RefSeq, a predicted model, not a curated record
AUUUUUGGCCGAUAUUUCGGCAACGGCGUUUUCGGAUAGCUCCUGUCCUCUCCCCAUCUUCUCACGCGCCACCGUUGUAUUCUCACGCGCCGCCGCAAUCCGAAACAUCAAUCUCCCUUUCAUCUUCCUCCUUUUCAACUUUGUCCCGCUUAUCUUUUCUCCAUCCACUUUUCCUUUUACCAAACAAUUUAUCGCUCUCUUUAUCGUUCUGUCGUUUUCUUCUCUUUUUUCUUCGCAAAGAUCUCUUGAAGACCCGAAGGAGAAAAUCUAGGGUUUCUGGGUUUUUGAUCGAAAAGAAAGGGGUUAAUUUAUGAAAAACGGAGGUGGUGGUGUGUGAUGAGAAGAGGACCAUCAUUGCCGUUGCCGUCUCUAUCAUCGUCUCCGUAUCCGUUGCCAUCGUCAUCGUCAUCGUCAUGGGAGGGGUCACUUCGUCGAUCGCCGCGAAAUUUGCCUUUUUCCCGCCAACUCCGCCGUCGUACGGUGUGGUAGCUGAUGAGAGCUGCGGCGGCCGCCUCUACAUACCUGAGGUGCCUCGCCGGGACGACGUCGACGUCCUGAAGCUUCGGACACGACGAGGCAACGAGAUCGUGGCUAUUUAUGUGAAGCACCCAAAGGCCAACGGCACGCUUCUCUAUUCCCAUGGAAACGCCGCCGAUUUGGGUCAGAUGUUUGAGCUCUUUGUCGAGCUUGCCAAUCGCCUUCGCGUUAAUCUCAUGGGGUAUGACUACUCUGGAUAUGGCCAAUCUUCAGGAAAGCCAAGCGAGUGUAACACAUAUGCGGAUAUAGAUGCAGCAUAUAAAUGCCUCAAGGAGCAGUAUGGGGUAAAGGAUGAUCAGCUGAUAUUAUAUGGUCAGUCUGUUGGUAGUGGACCGACAAUUGAUCUGGCUUCACGCACAACUAACUUGAGAGGGGUGGUUUUACACAGCCCAAUUCUUUCCGGAAUGAGGGUUUUGUAUCCGGUGAAACGUACAUAUUGGUUUGACAUUUACAAGAAUAUUGACAAGAUUGGUGCAGUCACCUGCCCUGUCUUAGUAAUCCAUGGUACAGCAGACGAAGUAGUUGAAUGUUCCCAUGGAAAACAGCUCUGGGAACUCUGCAAAGAGAAGUAUGAGCCUUUGUGGAUUAACGGCGGAGGACACUGUAAUCUUGAACUCUAUCCAGAAUACAUCAGACAUCUGAAGAAAUUUGUCAUCUCAUUAGGAAAACCCAAAGGACCAAGAAAUGGUCCGAACAAAGUGGCAACAGACGCAACCAACAACCAGAGCAAGCCCCCAGAAAGCGGGAAUGCGGAUACUUUUGAGCUCGGGUAUCUUCCGGAAGUGUCUAGAAACAGUCUGGACAGUCGGCUGGAGAAGUCGAAGAAGACGAGUAAGCCCGAAAAGUCCCGGAUGAGCGUUGAUAGGUUUAGGAGGAAAAAGGGCCUCGUCUGGUGACAAAGCAACUGAAGAACCGUGGAACAAGUUGAUUCACGAAGGCUUAUCGGUUCCUGUAAUACGUGUUCUUUGAAGGGUUUUUCCUUUUUUAUUGUGGCCUCAGAAAAUUCUGCGUAAAUUUAUGAAGUUUGUGUGUGAUUUUGAUGCUAAGGCUCGUGUAUGUAUUUUUUUUCUGACAGAACAAGAUGAACUUCUCAAAGUCCUGUGACUUUUCAUAUGUUGAUGUAACGUUACGUCUUUGGGCGUUCUGUCUGAACAAGUAAAAGCUGUACUAACUGGUUUGACAAGAAUCUCCCACUUCGUAUA